UGUUGGUGCGACUUGAAAGACUGCACAGGGUGACACGACUCCCUCUGACAAUUUGCCCCUGGACUGGAAGUUGAUGAAUGGCAAAGUGAUCAGUGCUUUCAGGCAAACAUCGAGAUAACUCAACAGGCUGCUACACCUGGCAGUUUGGGAGGAUGCAUUAGUAACUGCUCGGAGAGGAUACGGCUGGCCAGCGCGGUUGGACUUCGCCCUACAGUAGCCUACAUCGCCAAGCGCUGCUGUCAUACCAUGACCGUCUAAGGCGUGAGAAACACUAUUGAAACAAACAGCUGAAAUGGAUACUAUCGGGGUUUCGUUCUUGGACCCUCUGGACGACUACGAGAUAAUUCAUCGUAUUGGAAGUGGCACAUACGGAGAUGUAUUUAAGGCACGGAACAUCAAAACCUCGGAGAUUGCAGCUAUCAAAAUUGUAAAACUGGAUCCUGGCGAUGACAUCACCUCUAUCCAGCAAGAGAUCACCAUGAUGAAGGAAUGCAAGCACAAGAAUAUCGUGGCCUAUUUCGGCAGCUAUCACAGGAACACCAAGUUGUGGAUAUGCAUGGAGUACUGUGGGGGAGGGUCACUACAGGAUAUCUACCACGUGACUGGACCUUUGAAGGAGAAACAGAUUGCUUAUGUCUGUCGGGAAACGUUACAGGGCCUGUACCAUCUGCACGAAACAGGCAAGAUGCACAGAGAUAUUAAGGGAGCGAACAUCCUCAUCACGGAUCGAGGAGACGUCAAACUAGCUGACUUUGGUGUUGCCGCAGAGAUCAGCGCUUCUGUUGCCAAGAGGAAGUCUUUCAUUGGAACUCCGUACUGGAUGGCCCCCGAGGUGGCGGCAGUGGAGAAGAAGGGCGGCUACAACCACCUGUGCGACAUCUGGGCCGUGGGCAUCACUGCCAUCGAGCUGGCCGAGCUCCAGCCGCCCAUGUUUGACCUCCACCCCAUGAGGGCACUGAUGCUGAUGUCGAAGAGCAGCUUCCAGCCUCCCAAACUCAAAGACAAAAGCAAAUGGUCUGCAGGCUUCCAUAGCUUUGUGAAGAUGGCGCUAAUUAAGAACCCCAGGAAGAGGCCUACAGCGGAAACUCUCCUUCAGCAUCGUUUUGUGACCCAGCUGCUGACAAGGAACCUCAUCAUUGAGCUGCUGGACAUGGCCAACAACCCUGACCUCCACAACACACAGAACAUAGACGAGAAUGACCUGGAGACUGGAGAUGCUGCUCCUGAUAAGAUCCAGUCCGAGGGCAAACACUUGUCCCAUUCGAUCAAGGAGUGUGAUCAACAAUUUGACCAGGUGAAGUUUGGCUUCCCGCGCAGAAAGGAGAUGGAGCCGUAUCCAGACAUGGGUUCCUAUGACGACUGGAGCAUCUCUGGAGACGAGGCUGAAUCACCGAGCCUGCUGGAAUGUGUGGAGGAGGCCCUGCAGCAGAGGAGUCUGACCAUUAAGAGAGUGUUUUCCUCGGAGUGGGUUAAAGGUGGUUUCAGGCGGAGUGGUCUAUUUAAUCCUCCCCCUGCAUCCACCACGGCGUCUCUGCCUGCCGCUGGCUCCUACCCGCCCAGCCUGGAUGACAGAGACCUCACACUGAAAGCCAGCGCCACACUGGGACCCGCACUGGGCCCUGAGGCCCCCCACAGGCCACUCUCAGUCCUGUCCAGGUGCUCGGCUAGUCAGGAUGUCCGGGACUGGAGCAGUGACACCCUUGUGCCUGAAGGGGGCGACACACACAAGGAGGAGGAGGAGGAGAAGAGCUCUGAGCAUGGAACCUCUCCCCCCAAAGACAUGGCCCUCUCCCCAGAAUGGAGCACUCUGAGGCGCAAGAGAGAGGAGUCGAGAGCAGAAUGCCAUGGACUGCCUCCUACACCACAAGUACAUAUGGGAGCUUGCUUUUCCAAGGUCUUCAAUGGCUGCCCUCUGAAAAUCAGCUGUGCGGUGACGUGGGUGUUUCCAAAGACCAGAGAUCAAUACCUUAUCCUGGGGGCAGAGGAAGGCGUCUACAUCCUCAACCUCAACGAGCUUCAUGAGGACACACUUGAAAAGCUGCUGCCACAGAGGUGCACGUGGUUGUACAUCAUGAACAACGUCCUCAUGACUAUCUCAGGCAAGUCCUGUCAGCUGUACUCCCACUGCCUGAUGGCUCUGUUUGAGCAGCGCUCCACCCUGCAGAAGAAACAAAGCCACCUGUCGCUCAGCACCAACCGCUUCACUGAGCGCAUCACUCACAGGAAGUUUGCUGUGUCGGUGAAGAUUGCGGACACCAAGGGCUGCCGGAGGUGCAGUGUAGCGCGUAACCCGUACACCGACAGCACCUUCCUGUGCGGAGCCGUUCCCUCAGGGCUCGUCCUGCUCCUCUGGUAUGACCCCCUGCAGAAGUUCAUGCACCUCAAGCACCUAGCGAUGUCUUUGCCGGAGUCUCUGCCUGUGUUUGAGCUGCUGGUGGUGGUGACGGACGAGUUCCCCCAGCUCUGUGUGGGGGUGAGGGAAUGUUCCGGAACCAGUGAUGAGGCAGCGACCCGACAGCAGCUGAAGUUUGACAUUGUCCAUUUGAACGGCCUACCUAACUCCCAGCCAGACACUAAACCUGUUGAGGCUGAGCAGGUGACCCAACUGGACAGAGACACUGUUCUCAUCGCUCUGGACAAGACGGUGAGGAUUGUGAACCUGCAGGGCUGCCCAAGCAAAGAGUUCACCUCUGUGCUGGACUUCAGUUUCCCUAUACAGACUCUGGUAUGUUUACAAGACAGCAUUUUAGCCUUCUGGAAACAUGGACUUCAGGGGAGGAGUCUUCAAACCAAUGAGGUCACACAGGAGAUUACCGACAAGAGCCGUGUAUUUCAUGUUCUGGGGACAAGCAGGGACAUUGUACUCCAGAGCAUACCUACAGAAGACCCAUCUGCAGCCAGCAAUCUGUACAUACUGGCUGGGCACGAGAACAGCUACUGACCGGGGGAGGAGGAGAGAGGAAGCACAAAGGGAAGAGAAGAGAAGAUCAAUAGAAGAAGAAAAGUGUCAAGAAGGAAGAGGAGAAGGAGAGAAGUCACGAUGCUGGGGACAUCCUUAAUCGCUAAUCCUUCUACUUGUGUGUGUGUGUGUGUGUGUGUGUGUGUGUGUGUGUGUGUGUGUGUCUGUGUGUGUGUGUAUGUGUGUGUGUGUGUGUGAGAGAGAGAGAGAGACAGAGAGACAGCGUUUGGGUGUGUGAAUGUGAGAUAGAGAGAGAGAGAAAAAGAGACCGAAACCUCUAACUCAUUACCUUUGUGUGAAUGUGUGUAUAUGAGGAGCUCUGACUUUGUAAACACUCUGUUGUGGCAAAGGGAUAUUUCAUGAACACUGGACACCCCCGGCACUGCCGCCGGGCGCCACUUCCUGGUUUGAUACUAGAGAGAUUUAUUUAUCAUGAUGAUUAUACAUAUUUAUCACAAGAGGACAUUUAACACCACUACACAGUUGUUUGAUGUCACCAUUAUGAAGAUUUGGUUGUGAUUAACAUGGAUUGGUGUUUUAGAACUAAAUAAAUAAAUAAAUAAGUAAUUAAAUGUGAAUUCACAUAGUGGAAUAUUGUUAUUUUUUUGUUAUGUUUUGAAUAUUGUUGAGAACUCAACAGGCUUCCCUUUCACAUAUUUAUAAGGGUUAUUACAUUAAGUAAGAAAAUGUAGAACAAAUAUUUAUAUGUUUAUAUUAUAUCAUUCUUUGAUGGUUCUCGGGUGACACAGAAGGAAGAACACGGUGAAACUUGCCGUCGUUCCCAGUAGAGGGCGCCCUCUACCAGGUAAAAGCAAAGCUUUAUGUACAGUGCUGAGGAAGAUUGCUGUGACAUAAAGGGAGAGCAGUGAUUAUCAAUUACACUAGUUACAUAAUUAGGGAGGGGCUGUUGUGUUGUUGUAGAAAUUACCAUUUUAAUACAGUCGUGGUGCUAUUUAUCUAAACUGAUUUUAAUAAAUAAAUAAAUGUUAUACUAAUGUAACAUAAUGUAAUAUAACACAAUGUAUAACUCAAUACUAAGCUUUGCUGAAGAAAAAUAAAAAUGUAUUUAAUGCAUCACUAA
Molecule: messenger RNA, 4040 nt
Organism: Alosa alosa (allis shad)
Lineage: Eukaryota; Metazoa; Chordata; Actinopteri; Clupeiformes; Clupeidae
Gene: map4k2
Product: mitogen-activated protein kinase kinase kinase kinase 2
Exons: 32
Coding region: 293-2941 (882 amino acids)
Biological process (GO): protein phosphorylation
Molecular function (GO): ATP binding; MAP kinase kinase kinase kinase activity
Source: RefSeq, a predicted model, not a curated record